Messenger RNA from Striga hermonthica, 1293 nucleotides. NCBI's taxonomy places the organism in Eukaryota, Viridiplantae, Streptophyta, Magnoliopsida, Lamiales, Orobanchaceae. The record is from the annotation of a GenBank genome assembly.
AUGUUCGCCGCACACAAUCUUCCGGCGGACGUGAAUCAAGUGGUGGAUCAGCUGGAGCGCCACUGUUUGGCCCCCGAUGGAUCUCUCAUUUCCAAAUCCACCUACUACGAUCUUCAACUCGCCAGAGAAGAAAUGUGCAAAGAGAGGCAGCGUUACCUGGAAACCCUGGCAGUGUACAUCGAGAUGAUGGCGAUGGUGGAGGAGUAUCAGCAGGCCAUUUCCGUGGCUAAUAUGGGUGGCAUCCCUGAUGUUCAGGGUCUUUAUCCGAAGCUCGGCUUGAAAAACCCACCGCAGGUUUAUGAGGCCCUAGAGCAUAGAAUGAUGGUUGCAGAAGCUGCUCAAAGAUUGAGGCUUCCAAUGAUUUCCAAAGAUGGUGAGAUUCAUGAGGAAGAAAUCGAAAAAUUGAGUAUUGUGUCAAGGAGCUCAUUUGAUAGCACAAGUAGUGUCACAAUGAGCUCGAGCACAUAUUCUACAAAUUUUACAAACUUAUCUGGGCCGGGAGCUGGGUCUCUUGGUAAUACUCCUUUCUCUUCUGGGGGAACUGAUGCAUCUGAAACUGAAGUUGGUGGUGUCCCAAAUAGGUUUCUUGGGAUAACACCAACCUAUUUAUGGCAAACACAGCUUCAGCGAACGCCUCUAUCCAUGGACAUGACUGAAUAUCAGGUGUCUCUUGCCCGUGAGAUUGCAGGUCGGUUGGACGCUAAAUGUGAAAAGUUAGGAGAUGCAGUUAUCAUAGAUGACUUUGAAUCAUCAACCGGUCACCAGACUCUGACUUCCCGACUUCCAGAGAGGGUGAAAUUGAUUAUUGAGGAGAUUGAAAGAGAAGAAUUGGCAUGGAGGGAGGACCUGUAUUCUUCUGAUAGAAAAUUUGCUGAGUACUAUAAUGUUUUGGAGCAGAUUCUUGCUGUCCUCAUAAAGCUUGUCAAAGAUGUAAAACUCCGUCAUCAACAUAAAUAUGAUGAACUACAGAAGACUUGGCUAUGCAAAAGAUGUGAGACAAUGAGUGCCAAAUUAAGAGUUCUAGAACAUAUUCUACUUCUUGAAACCUACACCAUGGACACUAUUCCAGCUCUCCACAGAAUUAGGAAAUAUCUGGUUGAGUCAACAGAAGAAGCUUCUCUUGCAUAUAAUAAAGCGGUUACACGACUUCGUGAGUAUCAAGGUGUUGAUCCCCACUUUGAUAACAUUGCCAGGCAAUACCACGAGAUAGUUAAGAAAUUGGAAAAUAUGCAGUGGACCAUUCACCAAGUGGAAAUGGACCUCAAGAAGAUGCCUGAUCAUUCUACCACAUAA